UUUGAAGCAAUUAGCUUAUUUUUUUGUUGCUUGAUCACGCAACAAAGGGAAAAAAAAAAAAUUUACUUCUUCGUAAAUAGCUAAUCAAAAGAAAAAGAGAGAGAAUUUUUUUUUAUUGUGCUCUUUUCGUUAAAUUAUGUAUUGUCAUAAUGAAGUCGAUGAUUAUAUUUUUUUUAAUUCAUAAAUUUCUCGAUACUGCAGCCGCAGCAGAUAGUUCUAAUGGUAAUGAUUCUUCAGGAUUAAAAACUUCAACAAAAAUUAUAAUUGCUGUAGUUGCUGUAAUUGGAGUUUUUGUUAUUGGGACUCUUAUAUAUUGUUUUCGUAAAGCUAAACCUAAGAAAAGGAAAAUUAGGGAUAUAGGUAGUGCAGGAAAAAGAGAUGUAAAAAAACAAAAACCUCGUAGUAGUGUUAGUAAUACUUCAAAAGAAAAUAUUCGCGAACCAUUAAUGACUACUUCCACUCCCGAUGUUCGAUUAACUGUAACUACGAAUCCAAGUUUAAUACAACCUUCAGGAACCACAACCCCAUCCAGAGUACCACCUCAAACACCUCUAACUCCACCUCAACCUCAACAUUCGGCAAUUCCAAGUGCCACUCAAACUACUUUAGCAAAAGUAACUGAAUCUCUUGAAGACUCUAUCUCAUAUCCAACACGUAAAUCAACAACCGAAAUUAUUGUAACUACUGAAGUCACAGAAUCGCACCGUCCUAGACCUCAUACUAUAGAACAAAGAGAUUCUCCUCCACAAUCACGUUCUUCAUCAGAUUUAUCUCGAUUUUCAAUGCCUCCUACAAUUCAACCUCAUGGACCACAAUCUGAAGUUUAUCCUGAAGGUUCUGCAUCUAUUGAAGGCCAACUUGAACAAGCGACGAGAAGUAGAGAUACUUCUCCAUAUCGUCAAUAUCAUGAAUAUGAACAAACUUUUGAUACUCCAAUUGAUCCAAGAUUACAAACUCAAACUAGAGGUUUAGAUACUUCACUAUUUUCGGAAACUACAAAUAUUCAGUCUGAAACUUCAAUGCCACCUUAUCCUGCCCCUCAAUCUCCUUAUGAUGACCCAACGGGCACUCCUCCUAGAGGAAGACCGGACAGUGUUUAUUCUUUCGAUGAUAAUCCUGGACCUACUGUUCCAAGUCCACGUCCAUUACAAAGAAGUUCACCUGGUUCAUCUCAAAGGUCAAGACGUGGACGUGAUCGUCGUGGUGGAAAUCGCUAAUUUAACUAACAUUCAAUAAAAUAUAUAUAUAUAUAUAUAUAAUAUAUAUUUAAUUAAAUGGUUCUCACAAAAAGUAAUUUAUUUUUUGCACGUUGUAGUACUAAAAAAAAAAUGUGUAUUGAUAAGUAAACUUUGUAUUUCUUUUUCAUGUUAAAUUACUGUCAAGUAAAAAUAUUUGUAA
Molecule: messenger RNA, 1398 nt
Organism: Rhizophagus irregularis DAOM 181602=DAOM 197198
Lineage: Eukaryota; Fungi; Glomeromycota; Glomeromycetes; Glomerales; Glomeraceae
Source: RefSeq, a predicted model, not a curated record